Messenger RNA from Phyllotreta striolata, 7141 nucleotides. Lineage: Eukaryota; Metazoa; Arthropoda; Insecta; Coleoptera; Chrysomelidae. The record is from the annotation of a GenBank genome assembly.
AAUACAUUUUAAUAGGUUUAUUGUCAGUGUUAAUGCGCGACCAAGCCAAUUUACCCGGUGACAAUCCCAAAUGGAUAGUCCUCGACGGCGACAUUGAUCCCAUGUGGAUCGAAUCAUUGAACACUGUGAUGGACGAUAACAAAGUCCUAACAUUAGCCAGCAAUGAACGAAUAGCCCUAACGCCUGUGAUGAGAUUGCUGUUCGAAAUAUCCAAUUUGAGAACCGCCACUCCUGCCACUGUCUCCAGAGCCGGCAUCUUGUACAUCAACCCUCAAGACUUAGGCUGGAAUCCUUACGUCACCAGCUGGAUAGAAACCAGGGAAAUCCCGACGGAAAAGUCGAAUUUGAUCAUGCUCUUCGACAAGUACAUUCCGGCGUGUUUGGAGAACGUGAGGACGCGCUUCAAGAAGAUCAUACCGAUCGUGGAGACGUCGCAUCUCUCGAUGCUGUGCCAUCUGCUGGACGUGGUGCUUACGCCGCAGAAUGUCCCGCUCGAUUGCCCGAAGGAGUGGUACGAGUUGUACUUCGUGUUUUGCUGCGUUUGGGCGUUCGGAUCGGCGAUGUUCCUGGAACAGGCUACCGAUUACAGGAUUGAGUUUACCAAAUGGUGGGUGAAUGAGUUUAAGACGGUGAAAUUUCCACCUGCUGGGACUAUAUUCGAUUAUUACAUCGAUCAUGAAACGAAGCAGUUCGCUCCUUGGACCGAAACUCUUGGAAGGUUCGAAUUGGAUCCUGAUGUUCCUUUACAGGCAGUAUUGGUGCACACAGCAGAAUCGAUUAGAGUUCGGUAUUUCUUAGACCUCUUGUUGAAGAAACGAACGCCAGUUAUGCUAGUGGGUAACGCAGGUUGUGGCAAAACUGUAUUAGUAAACGAAAAGCUAUCGUCCUUAUCGGAUAGUUACGCAAUUACCAAUAUCGCUUUUAAUUUCUACACCACAUCGGAAAUGCUCCAAAAGAUACUAGAGAAGCCAUUGGAGAAGAAAGCGGGUAGAAAUUAUGGACCUCCCGGUAACAAAACCAUGAUAUACUUCAUCGACGACAUGAAUAUGCCUGAAGUUGAUACUUACGGAACUGUCCAACCUCACACGCUAAUUCGACAACAUUUAGAUUACAGACAUUGGUACGAUAGAAACAAACUGUCGCUCAAAGAAAUCCACAAUUGCCAGUACGUUUCCUGCAUGAACCCCACGGCGGGAAGCUUCACCAUAAACCCCCGGCUGCAGCGCCACUUCUGCGUCUUCGCCAUUUGCUUCCCCAGCGGCGACGCUUUGACCACGAUCUACAAGAGCAUCCUCAGCCAGCACCUCGCCAAUCCGGAGUGCAAAUUCCCGUCGUACAUCGCCAAACUGUGCGAUAACGUGGUCGCCGCGACCAUCGCCCUCCAUCACAAGACCUCCCAAAUCUACCUACCCACCGCCGUCAAAUUCCACUACAUCUUCAAUCUGAGAGACAUCUCCAACGUGUUCCAGGGCUUGCUGUUCAGCACCAACGAUUGCUUGAACCAGCCCACCGACUUCGUCAAAUUGUGGCUGCACGAGUGCCAGCGCGUGUACGGCGACAAACUAACCGAGGAGAAAGACAUCGACGCCUUCGGCAAGCUCCAACUGGACAUAUUCAAGAAGAACUUCGAGGAAAUCGACGAGUCCAUCGUGUUCGAGAAACCCAACAUUUACUGCCACUUCGCCGGCGGCAUCGGCGAGCCCAAGUACAUGCCGGUGAAGAAGUGGACCAGCCUGUCGAAGCUGCUCAACGAGGCCAUGGCGAGUUACAACGACCUGGUGGCCGCCAUGAACCUGGUGCUCUUCGAGGACGCCAUGAUGCACAUCUGCCGGAUCAACAGGAUCUUGGAGUCUCCGAGAGGCAGCUCGCUGCUGGUGGGCGUCGGCGGCAGCGGCAAGCAAUCGCUGUCCAGGCUGGCGGCGUUCAUAUCCUCCUUGGAGGUGGCGCAGAUCCAGCUGAAGAAAGGCUACGGUGUGCUGGAUUUAAGGAAGGAGCUGUCUUCGUUGUAUAUGAAGAGCGGCAUGAAGAACGUCGGGAUAAUGUUCCUGAUGACCGACGCUCAAGUGCACAACGAGCAGUUUCUCGUUUUGAUCAACGACAUGCUGGCGUCUGGAGAGAUUCCGGAUAUGUUUCCAGACGAUGAGAUAGAGAAUAUAAUAGCGGGCGUGCGCAACGAAGUCAAAGGCGCCGGAAUUUUAGACACCAGGGAAAAUUGUUGGAAAUUCUUCAUCGAUCGCGUCAGGAGGCAGUUGAAAGUAGUCCUUUGCUUCUCGCCAGUGGGCUCUACACUUAGAGUAAGAGCCAGGAAAUUCCCAUCGUUAAUCAACUGUACACAAGUGAAUUGGUUCCACGAGUGGCCGCAAGAAGCUUUAGUAUCAGUAGCGUUAAGAUUCCUUCAAGAAUUAACCGUCUUACCGGGCGACUUGCACGAAUCCUCAGCUCGCUUCAUGGCCUACGCUCACACAUCGGUCAAUCAAAUAUCCAAAGUGUACUUGCAAAACGAGCGGCGAUACAACUACACCACGCCCAAAUCCUAUCUAGAACAAAUCAACCUGUACUCGAAACUCCUCCGGCAGAAGUCCGAGGAGCUCCUGUCGAAGGUGAAGCGCUUGGAAAACGGCUUGGACAAACUGCGCAGCACCUCCGUCCAAGUCGACGAGCUGAAGAAGAAGCUCGCCGUGCAGGAGAUCGAAUUGAAGGAGAAGAACGAGGCGGCCGAUCGGCUCAUCGAAAUCGUCGGCGUGGAAACCGAGAAGGUCUCCAUCGAGAAGAACCUCGCCGACGAGGAGGAGGAACGAGUGGCCGUCAUCGCCGAGGAGGUCAGCAAGAAGCAGAAAGACUGCGAGGAGGAUUUACUCAAAGCCGAACCGGCCCUACUCGCCGCGCAAGAGGCGCUUAACACCUUGAACAAGGCGAAUUUAACCGAGCUCAAGUCUUUUGGAUCACCUCCGGGGGCCGUUACGAACGUAACCGCAGCCGUGAUGGUCCUUCUGUCGCCGGCUGGUAAGAUACCGAAGGACCGAAGCUGGAAGUCGGCGAAGCUGAUGAUGGCCAAGGUCGACGCGUUCCUCGACUCGCUCAUCAACUACGACAAGGAGAACAUCCAUCCGGAGGUGACCAAGGCGAUAGAGCCGUACUUGAAGGACGCGGAAUUCGAGCCGGAGUUCGUGCGGUCGAAGUCCGCCGCGGCGGCGGGCCUGUGCGCCUGGGUCAUCAACAUCAUCAAGUUCUUCGAGGUGUUCUGCGACGUGGAGCCGAAGAGGAAGGCGCUGGCCGCCGCCAAUUUGGAGCUGGCCGCGGCGCAGGAGAAGCUCAACUCGAUCAAAAGAAAAGUCGCUUCUUUGGAAGAACAACUCGCGAAGCUUACGGCCGAUUUCGAAACGGCCACCAAGGAGAAGCUGUUGUGUCAACAGGAAGCUGAUGCUACUAAUGCUACUAUACAGCUGGCCAAUCGUUUGGUUGGCGGAUUGGCUAGUGAAAACGUCCGAUGGGCUGAAGCUGUUAACCGUUUUAUAGAAAGCGGGAAAAUGAUGCCUGGAGAUAUUUUGUUAACUACAGCGUUCAUUUCAUACGUUGGUUGUUUCACCAAGCAAUUCAGGUUGGACCUCUUGCACAAAAUGUGGUUACCAUUUUUAAUAAACUUGGAUCCCAAAGUUCCGCUCACAGAAAAUUUGGAUCCUCUGUGCCUGCUUACAGACGAUACAAUCAUAGCGAAAUGGCAAAACGAAGGCUUGCCCAGCGAUCGAAUGUCUAUAGAAAACGCUACAAUUUUAUCAAAUUCUGAACGAUGGCCUCUUAUGAUAGAUCCGCAAUUACAAGGAAUAAAAUGGAUCAAGCAACGAUACGGAGACGAUCUCAAAGUGAUCCGACUAGGUCAAAAGAGCUACCUGGACGUCAUCGAACGAUCCAUAACCGAAGGAGUAACGGUGCUUCUGGAGAACAUCGAAGAGAAUUUGGAUCCGGUCCUGGACACGCUUCUCGGAAGGUAUCUAAUCAAGAAGGGGAAAGCGAUAAAAAUCGGCGACAAGGAAAUCGAAUACAACCCGAACUUCCAUCUGAUCCUCCACACGAAACUGGCGAAUCCCCACUACAAACCCGAAAUGCAAGCCCAAGCCACCCUCAUCAAUUUCACGGUAACCAGAGACGGCCUCGAAGACCAGCUCCUGGCUGAAGUCGUGAAAGCCGAACGACCCGACCUGGAGGAGCUGAAGGCGGAUUUGACGAAGCAACAGAACGACUUCAAGAUCAUACUGAAAUCGCUGGAGGACGAUUUGCUAUCCAGGCUUUCGUCCGCCGGCGGUAAUUUACUGGGCGACACGACUCUGGUGGAGAAUCUGGAAACCACCAAACGCACCGCCGCCGAAAUCGAGGAGAAAGUCGCGGAGGCCAAGAUCACCUCCGCUCAAAUCGAUCAAGCUAGAGAGCAUUAUCGGCCCGCUGCGGCUCGAGCUAGUUUGCUCUAUUUCAUUUUAAACGAAUUGAACACCAUCAAUCCGAUCUACCAGUUCUCUUUAAAAGCAUUCAGCGUCGUUUUCCAAAAAGCCAUAUCCAGAGCAGAUCCCGCUGAAACCGUCAACGCCAGAGUCAACAACCUGAUAUCCUGCAUAACUUUUUCAGUUUUCCAGUACACCACCAGAGGCCUCUUCGAAUGCGACAAGUUGAUUUUCGCCUCUCAGAUGACAUUCCAGAUUCUGCUGAUGAGCGAAGAAAUCCUGGCCACCGAUCUGGAUUUCCUUCUGCGGUUUCCGCUCAAGCCGCACGUGACCAGCCCGGUGGAGUUCCUCUCGAACUCCAGCUGGGGAGGCAUCUGCAGCCUGGCGACCAAGGACGAAUUCCGCAACCUCGACAGGGACAUCGAGAACUCGCCGAAGCGCUGGAAGAAGCUGGUGGAGUGCGAGUGCCCCGAGCGCGAGAAGUUCCCGCAGGAGUGGAAGAGCAAGACGGCCUUGCAGCGAUUGUGCAUGAUGAGAGCGCUGAGGCCCGACAGGAUGAUCUACGCUAUGAUGGCUUUCAUCGAAGAGAAACUCGGCGCGAAAUACGUGGAAAACAAGACGGUGGAGUUCGAUAAGUCUUUCGAGGAGACCAGCCCUUCCACGCCGAUUUUCUUCAUUCUCUCUCCGGGCGUGAAUCCGCUGAAAGACGUGGAGAAUCUCGGAGAGAAGUUAGGAUUCACGGCCGAUAAGCAAAAUUUCCACAACGUUAGUUUAGGCCAAGGGCAAGAAAUAAUCGCCGAAAACGCCAUGGAAGUGGGAGCGAAAAACGGCCAUUGGGUGGUUCUACAAAACAUCCACUUAGUCAAGAAAUGGUUGCCUUCGUUGGAGAAAAAGCUGGAGCAAUAUGCAGAAGGAUCGCAUCCAGAUUACAGGGUGUUCAUGAGCGCCGAACCAGCAGCAAGCGCCAGCGCUCACAUCAUCCCCCAGGGUAUUCUCGAAUCAUCCAUCAAAAUAACCAACGAGCCGCCUACCGGCAUGCAGGCCAACCUGCACAAGGCUUUGACCAAUUUCAACCAAGAAACGCUCGAGCAAUGCGGCAAAGAAGCGGAAUUCAAAGUCAUACUAUUCUCUUUGUGCUACUUCCACGCCGUCGUCGCGGAGAGGAGGAAAUUCGGCCCGCAAGGCUGGAACAAAAUCUACCCCUUCAACGUCGGCGAUCUCACCAUCAGCGUCUUCGUGCUCUUCAACUACCUGGAGGCCAAUUCCAAAGUCCCGUGGGAGGAUCUGCGGUACCUCUUCGGGGAAAUCAUGUACGGCGGGCACAUCACCGACGAUUGGGACAGGCGAUUGUGCAUCACCUAUUUGGAAGAGCUGAUGCAACCUGACUUGGUUGACGGAGAGUUGCAGUUAGCCCCGGGGUUUUCGGCGCCGCCUAACACCGACUACGCCGGCUACCACCAAUACAUCGACGACAUGAUGCCGCCCGAAUCUCCCUACUUGUACGGGCUCCAUCCCAACACGGAAAUCGGAUUUCUAACCACCACGGCCGAGAAUCUCUUCAAGACGGUGUUCGAGAUGCAGCCGAGAGACGGAGGAGCCACCGGCGGCGCCACCGUCACGCGAGAGGACAAGGUGAAGCAAAUGGUCGACGAGAUGCUCGAGAAACUGCCGGAGGAUUUCAAUAUGGUGGAGAUAAUGGGGAAAGUCGAGGAACGCACCCCCUACGUGAUCGUGGCUUUCCAGGAGUGCGAACGCAUGAACUAUCUGACGACGGAAAUCAAGCGGUCGCUGAAGGAAUUGGAGCUGGGCAUUAAAGGGGAAUUGACCAUCACGUCGGAUAUGGAGGAUUUGGAGAACGCCCUGUUUCUCGAUCAAGUACCGCCCGUUUGGGCCCAAAGGGCUUACCCCUCGCUGCUGGGCUUGAGCCCCUGGUUCGUAGACCUGCUGUUGAGGAUAAGAGAACUGGAAACUUGGUCUACCGAUUUCGUGCUACCCGCAUCCGUUUGGCUCGGAGGCUUCUUCAAUCCCCAGUCCCUUCUCACCGCCAUAAUGCAAAGCACUGCAAGAAGAAACGAACUACCUUUAGACAAAAUGUGCCUGCAGUGCGAUGUUACUAAAAAACAAAAAGAAGAAUUCACGAGCGCCCCGAGGGAAGGAGCCUACAUCCACGGGCUGCACAUGGAAGGGGCGCGCUGGGACGUCCAGACGGGCGUCAUCAUGGAUUCCCGCUUGAAGGAGCUCUACCCCGCGAUGCCGGUGAUCAACGUGAGAGCCAUCACGCAGGACAAGCAGGACCUGCGCAACAUGUACGAGUGUCCGGUGUACAAGACCCGCACGAGGGGCCCGACGUACGUGUGGACGUUCAAUCUGAAGAUCAAGGACAAACCGGCCAAGUGGACUUUGGCCGGUGUUGCACUUUUAUUGCAGAUAUAAAGUAAAUUAAAUGCGUUAUUGAGGGUUUUUUAUUUUUCUAGACUACCUACUACAUUUUUAUGAAGUUGUCUACUAGAAAGGUAACUUUGUUAUGGAAUUGAACUUGAUUAAUCUGUUUGAUUUCGAGGUGGUUUCAACGUGAGUAAAUCUGGAUCAAUAGAAAUAUCACUAUCAGUCGAUAAUAGCGUUAAAUUUUCUUCCACGCGGUCUUCCAAACCGGUGCCGAGUAGAAUGUUGUCCUCGAUCAUAUUCGCUUGAAUCGAGUUCGUUAUUCU